AUGAAGAAGCCUGCAGCAACCGUGAAGGCGGUCGGGAAAGUCGCAAAAGCCCUCUUGAAGAAGCCCGCGACGAAGCCUGGCCAGAACUUGAAGCCGGGCAAGAAGGUCGAGGAGGAGGUUGUCGACAAGGAGACAAAGCACGACAAGCAGCCGGAGAAGAAGAACAAGAAGCAGUCCACGAAGGAGCAGCCCAGCAAGAAGGACGAGAAGAAGAAGAACGACAAAGAGAAGAAGAACGAGAAGCAGCCCAAGAAGAAGAACGACAAGGAGAAGAACGACGAGCACGAGGACGACGAGCACGAGAACGACGAGCACGAGAACGACGAGGAGCAGGAGGACGACGAGGAAGGCCAAGAGGUCGAUCCCGGAGAGAUGGCUUUGGUGCCAGUCCAGAAACAGCCCCUGAGCUUGAAGAACAUCAAGACUCACGCCGAGCUCUUGGAGGUGAAGGGCUGGUCGGGCAAGGACGUCUGGAACGCCUUUAAGAUGUUGCCCUCGGGUGAACAACAGAUGGUCUGGAAACUCUUUGAGAAAGGACGGCAAAAGGAGGGAUGUGAUGCAUCCUACCGAGACCAGACAGCCGGUGCCGGUGGCAACAAGAGAAAGCAAGACAUGUUGACGAGCUGGCUUCUUGAUGAAGGGAAGUGCGGGGAUUAUUAUCAGAAAGCAUGCCUGCAGCUGACGAAGAUGAGCUCGCGGCAGCUGAAGGUAUCUUGGGAGCCCUGGAAGGCCAUGACGAAUCGCUACGGCAAGACGGAGGCCUUAGCCCGCUUGAAAGCCGGAACCAUGAAAUGGAGAAGGUCGAAGACAGACAGCAACUUUUUGGAGUUCGCCAAUGUGGUCGACAAGGAAGCCGAAGGCUUUGUGAAGCAAAAGAGCUGCUCAGUGGAAGGCCCCGACAAGAAGGUCAAGAAGGAGAGAGCUGCUGCCUUGGACAAGCUCACCUUCGAUGAGCUCGAGGACAUGGAGAUGGUGAAGGGCAUGAAAAUCGACGCCGACUUGAAGAGUGUCAUCACGAGGAAUGCUGGCGGUGUUUCCGAAGACUCGAGCUCCUCCGAGAAGGAUGACAGCAGCGACAGCAGUGACAAGAAGAAGUCGAAGAAGAAAAAGAGCAAGGUUGACGACACAGACAACAAAAGUGAGUUCAACAAAAAGUUGACCCUCUUCAAGUCCGAGCUGCAGAAGGAAGAGACCUUCUUCCAGAUGCUGCUUUUGGAGUCUAAGCUCAAGAAGGACGAGAGGAAGAACGUCCAGCAGAACCUGGAUGAUCUGACGAAGACCUUGAAACAGGUGGGGGCGAGCAUCGACAAGAUCGGCAGCAAGGAAGCUGUGAAGAAGAGCCUCCUGAUGGCUUUGACGACGUUGAAGGCUUCGAAGACCCUGAAGAAGAACUUGGCAGGCAAGAAGACCCAGACCCAGGACGAGAAGCUCAAGCGAAAGAAGGGUGAAACAAGUGAAGAGAGCUGA
Symbiodinium sp. CCMP2592 is the source of this 1467-nucleotide messenger RNA. The record is from the annotation of a GenBank genome assembly. NCBI's taxonomy places the organism in Eukaryota, Dinophyceae, Suessiales, Symbiodiniaceae.